CUCCGCAGUGGCCCCGCUGAACGAGGCAGGGGAACGGACGGGCUCGGAGCCCGGCUGGAUGUUCCAGGCGUGCAAAAUGGAAGGGUUUCCCCUCGUCGUCCCUCCAACGGAAGACCUGGUGCCCUACGAGGCCGACCUGUACCAACGCCCGGCACACGAGUACUACCCCUAUCUCAGCAGUGAUGGAGAGAGUCACAGUGACCACUACUGGGACUUUCACCCCCACCACGUGCACAGCGAGUUUGAGAGCUUCACGGAGAACCACUUCACGGAGCUGCAGAGCGUGCAGCCCCCGCAGCUGCAGCAGCUGUACCGCCACAUGGAGCUGGAACAGAUGCACGUCCUGGACGCGCCCAUGGCGCUGCCCCACACCACCAGCCUGGGCCACCAGGUCUCCUACCCGACCCGGGUGUGCCUCCCAUACCCUUCCCUGUCCCCGGCCCAGCCCAGCUCAGAUGAUGAGGAGGGUGAGCGGCAGAGUCCCCCGCUGGAGGUGUCCGACGGAGAGGCCGAUGGCCUGGAGCCAGGGCCUGGCCUCCUGCAUGGGGAGACAGGCAGCAAGAAGAAGAUCCGGCUGUACCAGUUCCUGCUGGACCUGCUCCGCAGCGGCGACAUGAAGGACAGCAUCUGGUGGGUGGACAAGGACAAGGGCACCUUCCAGUUCUCGUCCAAGCACAAGGAGGCGCUGGCGCACCGCUGGGGCAUCCAGAAGGGCAACCGCAAGAAGAUGACCUACCAGAAGAUGGCCCGCGCGCUGCGCAACUAUGGCAAGACGGGCGAGGUCAAGAAGGUCAAGAAGAAGCUCACCUACCAGUUCAGCGGGGAGGUGCUGGGCCGCGGCGACCCCUCCCCAGACCCCGCUUCGCCGCCCGCGGGGCUCCAGCCCCCUGCGUCGGUUUCCUUCAGCCUCGGCCAGCUCCGGGCGGGCGGGCGCUGCCCCAGGCCCUCCUCCUCGUGUACAUGGAACCCCGUUCCGUUCCAGCGGCUCCUCUCCCCCCUCCCCUUCCCCGUGCCCUCGGGGAUCUGA
This is a messenger RNA of Echinops telfairi (small Madagascar hedgehog), 1027 nucleotides long. RefSeq names its product Spi-1 proto-oncogene (gene SPI1). The coding region runs from base 59 to 1027 and encodes 322 amino acids. The record is from RefSeq and is a predicted model, not a curated record. Gene Ontology annotation, biological process: regulation of transcription by RNA polymerase II; cell differentiation. The transcript has 6 exons. Lineage: Eukaryota; Metazoa; Chordata; Mammalia; Afrosoricida; Tenrecidae. Gene Ontology annotation, molecular function: DNA-binding transcription factor activity, RNA polymerase II-specific; sequence-specific DNA binding. Gene Ontology annotation, cellular component: nucleus.